Messenger RNA from Onthophagus taurus, 2459 nucleotides. The record is from RefSeq and is a predicted model, not a curated record. NCBI's taxonomy places the organism in Eukaryota, Metazoa, Arthropoda, Insecta, Coleoptera, Scarabaeidae.
AUGGCGGUUCAAUUAGGUGCUGAAUGUAAAGUGUCUAUUAAAAACAUAGAAGAAAUUUUAAUGUUAGAUUCCAACCAAGAAAGUGCCGAAAAAAUCGACAGGGAAUUAAUUGCGAUAAUCGGCCCGGUUGGAUCCGGGAAAACAACGUUAUUAAAUUUAUUUCUAAAAGAACUCACCCCCAAAGAAGGUGAGGUAGAAAUUCCCGAAAAUAUUUCAUUUUGUUCUCAAACCCCAUGGCUGUUUAAUUCAUCAAUUAAAAAAAACAUCAUUUUUAACCAACAAUUCGACAAAACGCGUUACCAACAAAUCUUAAAAUUAACAACAUUAAACAAAGACAUCGAAAACCAAAGUAAUCGAGAUAACACUUUCGUCGGAGAAAAAGGGAUGUUUUUAAGCGGUGGCCAAAAAUCAAGAGUUAAUUUAGCCAGAUCUAUUUAUAAAGAAUCGGAUCUUUACAUUUUUGACGAUCCAUUUUCAGCUUUGGACGCGCAACUUGCAAAAAGCGUGUUUGAAAAGUGCGUUUUAAAAUUUUUAAGGGGCAAAACACGCAUUGUUGUUACGCACAAUUUGGAGAUUUUGAAAGAUUUUGAUAAAAUUGUUAUUAUGAGUGAGGGUGGAAUAGAAACUCAAGGAAAUUACUCGGAUUUAUUAGCAUCGAGAAACGAUUAUUUAAUUUCUUCUUUACAAACUUUAAGGAGGCGAUCUACUAUUAUAGAUAUCGAUGUUAAGAUGAGCAGAAGAAAACCAUCACUAAUUUCGAGGCUAUCAUCUUUAUCGCUUUUGAGCACCUUAUCUGAAACUCAAGAAGACCUCGAUGAAAAAACCACAAAAGAAGUAACACUAAAACAAGGAUUUUUACCAUAUAAAGAAUAUUUAAAAUCAACGGGAGGAUUUAUUCCAAUAACAAUUUUGGCAUUCUUAAUGAUUUCGGCUCAAAUUUCAAGUAGUUUGUUUGAUUAUUUCAUAACAAUUUGGGCAAAUUCGUCUUACUCAAUCAUCUCAAAAACCGAUUUCACCUACUUUUACAUCUUUACCUUUUCAAUCCUUCUCCUAACACUUUUAACAACAAUACGAUCGUUUUAUUUCUUUAAACUAUCCACAACAGCCGCAAAUAACCUUCACACCUCAUCAAUUGAAGCGUUAUCAAAAACUUCGAUUCAAUUUUAUGAUGAAACCCCAUCGGGAAGAAUUUUAAAUCGUUUUUCGAAAGAUGUAGCAACAAUUGAUACCAUUUUACCUAGGGUUGUAAUCGAAUCAUUACAAUUUUUUUUACAAACAAUUGGGAUUAUGGUUAUUAUUUGUUUGUGUAAUUAUUAUUUGGUUGUUGCGGUCGUUGUAAUUUUUGGGAUGUUUGUGAAAUUUCCCGUUUGGUAUUUGGGAACUUCCAGAAAAAUUAAGCAUUUAGAAGGGAUUGCAAAAAGUCCGAUUUUAUCGCAUUUAGCUACUACUUUAGAUGGAAUCGUAACUAUAAGAACUUUUAGAAUAACAUCAAUAAAUGGAAGUUUUGUUGGUUUGGCUAUAACCCAAGGAAUGAUUUUAACGCGAAUCGCUCAACACGGUGUUCGGCAAACAACGGAAGUAAUCAAUCAGAUAACUUCAGUUGAAAGAAUCGUUGAGUACAAAACUUUACCUCCGGAAAGAACUAAACUUGAUUCAAAAAAAUUUGAUGAUUGGCCAAAAAAGGGCCAAAUCGAAUUUAAAGAUGUUUCAUUAAAAUAUUCCGAAUUCGAUGGAAACAUUUUGAAACAUUUAAAUUUCUUAGUUAAUCACCAAGAAAAAAUUGGAAUCGUUGGGAGAUCAGGAGCUGGAAAAUCUUCAAUCAUUUCUGCAAUUUUUCGAAUGGCAAAAAUCGAGGGAUCGAUUAAAAUCGAUGAAAUCAAUACAGAAAGUAUCCCUUUAAACGUUCUUAGGGAUAAAAUCUCAAUAAUUCCUCAAGAACCAGCCUUAUUCUCAGCUUCGGUAAGAUUUAAUUUAGAUCCUUGGAAUAAAUACGAAGAUUCGCAAAUUUGGAACGCCUUAAACGAGGUCGACUUAAAAGGUUUAAUCAGCAACUUAGACGUGGAAAUUGAAAAUGCUGGUUCAAAUUUGAGCAUGGGCCAAAAACAACAGAUCUGUUUGGCCAGGGUGAUUUUGAGAAACAAUAAAAUUUUAAUCAUGGAUGAAGCCACCGCGAAUAUGGACACUAAAACCGAUGAUUUAAUCCAAAAAACGAUUAAGAAACAUUUCAAACAUUGCACGAUUCUCACUGUGGCUCAUCGAUUAGAGACGAUAAUCGAUUCAAAUCGGGUUAUGGUGUUAUCUUUUGGGCAUCUCGAAGAGAUGGAUCAUCCUUAUUUAUUGUUGCAAAAUAAAAAUAGUUCGUUUUAUAAGUUAGCUUAUGAAUGCGGCCCGAUUAAUUUAAAAGAAUUAAUCGAUAUUAGUUCGAAAUCGUUUCAACUCAAAUAAAAUUUCAAUAUAAA